Molecule: messenger RNA, 2258 nt
Organism: Eutrema salsugineum
Lineage: Eukaryota; Viridiplantae; Streptophyta; Magnoliopsida; Brassicales; Brassicaceae
Product: aspartic proteinase-like protein 2
Exons: 12
Coding region: 171-2069 (632 amino acids)
Biological process (GO): proteolysis
Molecular function (GO): aspartic-type endopeptidase activity
Source: RefSeq, a predicted model, not a curated record
UCAUGAAACAACCGUGACAAUUUCAUUCUCUCUCUUCUCAAUUUUUCGUUGUUCCUUCCACGACGAAGGAUCUAACGACCGAGCCACGGUGGAGUUUAACUCCGCCAUAUCUUCUCCGUCGCCACCGGCGUUCUUCAAUUAAAUCCAUUGAUCUCCUUAAUCCACCAUCCAUGGAUCGAGCUUCUCUCCUCAUCCUCCUCUGUAUAUUCUUCGAUCUGACCGCGGCUAAUAAAACUCCAGAUAAGCUCGAUUUAGCAGCCGAAUCGCCGAUGAUUUUCCCGCUCAGCUACUCCUCCCUUCCGCCGCGAGUCGAGGAUCUCCGCCGCCGUCGUCUCCAACAAUCUCAGCUCCCUAAUGCUCACAUGAAGCUAUACGACGACCUCCUCGCCAACGGCUACUAUACGACACGAUUAUGGAUAGGGACACCUCCACAGGAGUUUGCUUUGAUUGUAGAUACUGGAAGUACUGUCACUUACGUACCUUGCUCCACCUGUAAACAUUGUGGGAAGCAUCAGGAUCCAAAGUUUCAACCUGAGUUAUCUAGUAGCUACCAGGCUUUGAAAUGCAACCCUGACUGUAAUUGUGAUGAUGAUGGUAAAUUAUGUGUCUAUGAAAGACGAUAUGCUGAGAUGAGCUCGAGUAGUGGGGUUCUAAGUGAGGAUUUGAUAUCUUUUGGCAACGAGAGCCAGCUUUCUCCGCAGAGAGCUGUUUUUGGAUGCGAGAACGCGGAGACAGGGGACCUUUUCAGCCAACGUGCUGAUGGUAUAAUGGGUUUGGGUCGUGGUAAGCUCAGUAUUGUAGAUCAGCUUGUUGACAAGGGUGUUUUCGAGGACUCUUUUUCGUUGUGUUAUGGAGGAAUGGAAGUUGGUGGUGGUGCUAUGGUACUUGGUAAAAUAUCUCCUCCAGCUGGUAUGGUGUUUUCCCGUUCGGAUCCUUUCCGCAGUCCAUACUAUAACAUUGACCUGAAACAAAUGCAUGUUGCUGGCAAGUCUCUAAAGCUAAACCCAAAGGUCUUUAACGGAAAGCAUGGAACCGUGUUGGAUAGUGGAACAACGUAUGCUUAUUUUCCAAAGGAAGCGUUUAAUGCCAUAAAGAAUGCGGUCAUUAAAGAAAUUCCAUCUCUCAAACGGAUCCAUGGUCCAGACCCAAAUUAUGAUGAUAUUUGUUUCUCUGGCGCUGGAAGGGAUGUGGCUGAGAUACACAAUUUUUUCCCCGAGAUCGCUAUGGAAUUCGGCAAUGGUCAGAAACUAAUCCUUUCUCCCGAGAACUAUUUAUUCAGGCACACCAAAGUUAGAGGCGCUUACUGCCUUGGAAUAUUUCCUGAUAGAGACUCAACAACACUCCUUGGAGGAAUUGUUGUCCGCAACACGCUCGUCACUUAUGACCGUGAAAACGACAAGCUCGGGUUUUUGAAGACCAACUGUUCCGAUCUAUGGAAGAGGCUGGCGGCACCAGAUUCUCCUGCACCUACUUCACCAGUUUCCCAGAAUAAAACUUCUCAUAUUUCUCCAAGCCCUGCUUCGAGCGAGUCUCCUACGGUGGAUCUUCCAGGUGUUUUCCGGAUUGGAAGUAUAACCUUCGAAGUGUCAAUAAGUGUGAACAAUUCUUCAUUGAAGCCCAACUUCUCAGAGAUUGCUGAUUUCAUUGCCCAUGAGUUAGAGAUACAAAGCUCACAGGUUCGCUUGCUGAGUAUCACGUCCAGAGAAAAUGAGUAUCGCCUGAAAUGGGGAAUUUUUCCUCCACAAUUUUCCGAGUACAUUUCCAAUAAUACAGCAUUGAAGAUAAUGUUGCUUUUAAAGGAAAAUCGGUUACGCCUACCUGGGCAAUUUGGAAGCUACAAGUUGCUAGAAUGGAAGGCAGAACAAAAGAAGAAACAGAGCUGGUGGGAGAAGCAUUUACUUGGCGUUGUUGGUGGAGUGAUGAUCUCGUUGCUCGUUACUUCGGUGAUGAUCAAACUUGUAUUGGUGUGGAGAAGGAGAAAGCAAGAGGAAGCUACUUAUGAGCCUGUAAGUGCUGUUGUUAAAGAACAAGAACUUCAGCCUCUCUCUUCUGAAACAUCUAAUGCCUGAGCUUCACCAUCACUUAUAGAGUCUCUCUCUCUAUAUAUAUAUAUAUAUUUGAAUUUGAUAGAAAGAAAUUAAACCCCAGAUUUCAGGAAACAAGAUUCAUUUAAAAUUAAAGACAGUUUGAUUUUUUCAAGUAAAUUGUUGUAGUUACCUUAUUUUGAUGUAUAAGGAAAGAAAGAAUGAAAAUGAGAA